CUCUAACCAAUUCACACCGUCCAUUUCUUCAGACAGCAGAACUUGGUAUCCCAGGCACUCCUCAAGAUGGCAUCGCAAACAGGGCUCAGUGCAUGCUGCAUUUCUGGUUCUGUCCAUUCCGGAACUCCCAGCGGGCGAGAAGACACCAUUGGUGGUCUUCCUACAUAUAUCUCAGAGCCGAGUGACGGAUCGACUUCAAAGACUGUCGUGUUCGUGACAGACAUCUUCGGCUGGAAAUUUCAGAAUGUACGCCUGUUGGCCGACAAUUACGCCAAAGCUGGCUUUUAUGUCUACAUCCCAGAUCUUCACGAAGGAGACAGUUUGCCUAUUGAAUUUCUACAAAGCGUUGAGCCGUCUUUGAAAUCCAAGGAACAGGAGGGACUCCUUGAUAAGGCUAAGGAAACAGUGGAUAUUAUGGCGACCUUGGGUCCAUGGUUGAUCAAGCACCGAGAGGCUGUCGCGGAGCCACUUCUUUCGGGUUUCAUUAACACGGUCAAAAUGAUUCCAGGAACAAAUAAGGUUGGGGCAAUUGGCUUUUGCUGGGGUGGGCGCUAUGCCAUACUCCAAGCUCAUGCUCGCACUCAAGGACAAAUUGGAGGCGUGGAUGCGGCUUUUGCAGCUCAUCCUUCUCUCCUUGCUAUUCCUGCCGACCUCGAGCCCGUAUCAAAGCCCACAAGUCUUGCUGUGGGAGACAAAGAUAGCUUGCUGGACAUGAAGUCGGUUGAGCAGAUCCGCGAAGCUCUGGGGAAGACUGGUGUGCCCACCGAGGUGAAAGUGUACGAAGAUCAAAUCCACGGGUUUGCUCUGCGCAGCGAUUGGAGCAGUGACAAGGACAAGAAGGCCAUGGAUGAUACGGAGAAGCAGGGUAUUGAAUGGUUCAAGAAGUAUUUGUCCUAGAGCAAUCAAUCAAUCUCGACAG
Exophiala mesophila is the source of this 919-nucleotide messenger RNA. RefSeq lists its product as uncharacterized. The record is from RefSeq and is a predicted model, not a curated record. The transcript has 2 exons. Gene Ontology annotation, molecular function: hydrolase activity. NCBI's taxonomy places the organism in Eukaryota, Fungi, Ascomycota, Eurotiomycetes, Chaetothyriales, Herpotrichiellaceae. The coding region runs from base 67 to 897 and encodes 276 amino acids.